Sesamum indicum (sesame) is the source of this 1653-nucleotide messenger RNA. Its product is annotated as 3'(2'),5'-bisphosphate nucleotidase 1. Gene Ontology annotation, molecular function: 3'(2'),5'-bisphosphate nucleotidase activity. Gene Ontology annotation, biological process: phosphatidylinositol phosphate biosynthetic process; sulfate assimilation. The record is from RefSeq and is a predicted model, not a curated record. Lineage: Eukaryota; Viridiplantae; Streptophyta; Magnoliopsida; Lamiales; Pedaliaceae.
GACAACCUUUUCUUGAUCAAUAAUCGACUGACAGACUGCAGAAGCAUAGUUGUAUUAACACACACAUAAAUGUUUUGAGUUGCAAAGAUGUAGUGCAAUUUCCUCAUCUCCCUUUCUGUCCCUUGAAACAAGUUAGAAAUAUCAGCAGUUGUCCCAAGACCAACGCUAGGGGGAGGAAAAGAAGAGGUCAAAAAGGAAAGAGAGGGAUGAAUGCAUCAAUUUCAAUUGGGCUUGGGCAUCAUGUCCAUGUCCAAUUGACGCGAGGAGUCUUGCUCCAUAUAAACCCCAUAAGCACCCCGCCCAAUUCCCAAUCAAAAUUCCCAUUUCUUUUCUCUCUCUCCUCUCUCUCCUCUCUCUCCACCACCACUACCCAGCUGCGAGCUGUAAGAGGAAGAAGAGUGGCUGCUUCAAUGUCUUACGAUAAGCAAUUGGCUGCUGCCAAGAAAGCUGCGUCUCUGGCUGCUCGUCUAUGUCAGAAGGUGCAAAAGGCUUUAUUGCAAUCUGAUGUCCAAUCAAAAUCUGAUAAAAGUCCCGUCACAGUGGCUGAUUAUGGUUCACAAGCUCUUAUCAGCUUUAUUUUGGAGAAAGAGUUUCCAUCAGUGCCUUUCUCUUUAGUAGCUGAAGAGGACUCUGGAGACCUUUGCAAAGAAGAAUCUCGAGAAACACUGCAUCGCAUAACAGAACUCGUGAAUGAGACUCUUGCUACUGAUGGAAUGAAUGAUAUAUCACCUCUGUCUGAGGAAGAUGUGCUUAAGGCCAUUGACAAUGGAAAAUCUGAAGGGGGUCCUCAUGGUCAGCACUGGGUUUUGGAUCCGAUCGACGGCACCAAAGGAUUUCUAAGAGGAGAUCAAUAUGCUAUUGCAUUGGCAUUAUUAGAUGAAGGGAAAGUGGUGCUGGGAGUUUUAGCCUGUCCAAAUCUUCCCUUAGCAUCUAUUGCCAGAGGCGGUCAGAGCAUUUCUGGAGAUGGAGUUGGCUGUCUCUUUUUUGCCCAAGUUGAGGCUGGAACAUACAUGCAGAGUUUAGAUGGCUCCACGCCAACAAAGGUACAUGUUACUGCUAUCGAAAACCCUGAAGAAGCAUCCUUCUUUGAAUCUUAUGAGGCUGCCCAUUCUUCACAUGAUUUAUCUGGUUUGAUAGCAAGGAAACUUGGUGUUAAAGCACCACCGGUUAGGAUUGAUAGCCAAGCAAAGUACGGUGCUUUGUCUAGAGGAGACGGAGCAAUAUACAUGCGGUUCCCACGGAAAGGCUACCGAGAAAAGAUAUGGGACCAUGCUGCUGGAUACAUAGUCGUUGCAGAAGCUGGAGGUGUUGCCACAGACGCUGCUGGGAAUCCUCUGGACUUCUCCAAAGGAAGAUAUCUUGAUCUGGACACAGGAAUUAUCGUCACGAAUCAGAAACUGAUGCCUUCUCUCUUGAAGGCUGUUCAAGAAUCAAUUAAGGAGAAAGCUUCAUCUCUGUGAUGCAGAGACUCAACUCAAGAAUAUCAAUAAGUGACUAUGGUUCAAGCUUUUAAUAGAUGCUCACUUCAUUUCCUUUAUCUCAUGCUCUUUCUCACUUCAUUCAAAGAAAAUCUGUAUAAGCCUUUUUCAAUACAUACACCCGAAUUUCUUUGUCCUAUUUUAUACUGUGUGUUAAGGCCCCGUUUACUUUUUA